Molecule: messenger RNA, 2026 nt
Organism: Nematostella vectensis (starlet sea anemone)
Lineage: Eukaryota; Metazoa; Cnidaria; Anthozoa; Actiniaria; Edwardsiidae
Product: adhesion G-protein coupled receptor G2
Exons: 11
Coding region: 176-1798 (540 amino acids)
Biological process (GO): cell surface receptor signaling pathway; G protein-coupled receptor signaling pathway
Cellular component (GO): membrane
Molecular function (GO): G protein-coupled receptor activity
Source: RefSeq, a predicted model, not a curated record
UACAUAUACUAACGUCUGCUAAAGAGUGCACAUUUAACCUGUUCAUUCCAUGUCGAUUUUGAUCGAGAGAUAAUACAAUUGAAAAUAGUCUGGUAUUAUUCCUACAAUGUUUAACGGUGUAGGAAGCUUAGAAAUCUUCAGAUUUACAAGAAGGUUCAAGUGAUAUUAAAAGACGAUGCAGAUACUGGUAGUGUAUUUUGUUACAGUGGUCGCACUGGGUAUCGCCGGAGCGGACAACAUCACGUUGUACUACGGCUAUUCUGGUAUCGUGCUCAACUAUAACUACACCCAGGAAUACCUAAAAGAGGACAGCGUACAGCGACGAAAUCUUUCAAGAGACAUCUUUGAAGGUUUCGCAGGGAUUUACACAGAUGAUCGAGUACAAGGAUCUUACAAAAGUAAAUACCACGCCGAGCUUCUAAACAUCACCGCGGAAGGAGUGUAUUUGAGCCAACCUUCAAGACGAUUUUCUGGGAACUUCAGCAAUAUAGAAGAGCAGCGAAAUAAGAAAAAUUUCCAUCCAGAGAGGGGUAUUUUCUUUGUGACCAUCCUGCGGUUUGAGUAUGAUGUGGAGUAUCCAGGUGGAAGUGAGCAGUACGUCACCCAGUUACGUCGUAGCAUCAUCAACACCAUAUGGUACUUCCUGCGCCUCCAACCUCGGCCCAUGUACCUUGGCGGGAAAGUCCACUUGAAUGACACUGCUUUUGUGGCAAAGGAAAUUUUAUCAGAUGAUAUUCACACCAUUCUAGAGAGCCUUCACUACAAGUAUGGCUUCCCUAGCUUUAUCGUGCGCCAAGAGAGGCACGUUCCACAGGCACACCGAAAGAUCCUGUCUAUCAUCUCAUACACUGGCUGCGGGCUGUCUUUGCUUGGACUCACCCUCACUAUCUUGACCAACCUCAUCGCAAGAAAGCUACGUCGUAUGCGAGCCAAUCAGAUUCUGGUUCAUAUGUGCGUGGCGUUGAUUGGCGCACUCCUGCUCUACGUGUUUGGGAUUCAGACUGUAUCACGUGACAUGAGUGACGCAUGCAAGGCCCUGUCCUCUCUGCUACACUACUUCCUGGUAUCGGCCAUGGCGUGGACGAGUGUGGAGGCCUACAACCUCUACCAGGACCUCGUCAAGGUGUUCGACACGUCGCUUCUGACGCAUACGGAGUUCAUGUGUAGAGCGAGCAUAGCGGGCUGGGUCGUUCCUUCUAUCGUCGUGAUCAUAACUGUCGUCUCAGACCAGAACAACUACGGCUUUCACAUAAUUGAAUCGAAUAAUCAGACUUUUUGCUGGAUGCAGCAAGACGCGUUCUACGGAGCUUUUCUCGCCCCAGUCCUUCUCCUCGUAGUGGGCAAUACCGUUGUGUUUGUAUUUGUCAUGCGCGAGAUCUACCGCAUGCCACAUCUUCACGAGAAGCGGUCACGUGUCGCACAAUUCCGCGCCUCGAUCUCAGUCUUCGUGCUGUUUGGCCUCAACUGGGUGUUCGCUGGCCUGGCUGCCACCACCCCCACCCUGGUCAUGCAAUAUUUGUUCACUAUCACGUGCUCGUUCCAGGGCUUCAUGAUCUUCAUCCUGCAUGGGCUAAUGAAGAAGGAUUUCAGGGAGGCAUGGAAGCUAGGGUUUGGAGAAAACCGCGUGACAGAGACCUUUCGAGGCAGCUCUCUCACGCAAAAGACACACUCGACCUCCAUGUCACGCAACUCCCUUGUACAUAACGUUACUGUGACACAUGGAGAGAGAGGGGGCGCGGGAAAUUUUGGAAGUGAGGGACUGGACUCCGGUAUCGACGUCAAACAGAUCACUGGGUGAGACGGCUAAAGGCGGCGAGUUACACAAACUUAGAAUCAGUUAGUAUUAUCAUUGUAGAGACGCAAGGACUAGGUGGAUACUUUAUUUGCUUACAAAUAACGCAUAUAAAAACAGAGGUACAAUAUAGAGAUACAACUGUACGUAUAUAAGAAAAUAUACGCCGGAGCGUUUCGCUUCUCUGUGAGAUCAUCUAUGAAGUCUGAGGAAUAAAAAGGAAACAGACUUUAA